AUGCUGAUUCAAAGAGUGGUGAGGCCAUUGACAAGUAUAUCGGUCAAGGGAAGAUGGUACAGUACGAUAUCCACACAGAGCACAGUUUCUAAUGGUUCAAAUCCAAUUCUAAAUGAAAUUUUACCACCAAUACAUGAAAAUAGUACACCUAUAAAACAUGAACAAAUUUCAAAUCCAAUAUCAAUAACUGAUAAAAUUUCAAAUUUAAACAAGGCAAAAGAAUUAUUUCAAGAUAUAGAUGGUGUUUUCAGUAAGAUUGAUUUAUUACAAAAUUUGAACUCAUCCAAACCUAUAAGAAUUGGUCUUGUUAAUCCUAAAAAAAGUUUCCUUAAUACAAUUUUAUCAGAUCCUUUUGCAUCAGAUCAAUCAUGGUAUAAUCAAUUUCAAGAAAGAUCUGAUUCUCAAUUGAUCAAAUAUAAUGAUGAAUUUCAAAAUUUAGAAUCACAAUUAGAAAUCCCAUCACCUUUUUUACAAAAUAAAAAUUUAGAAUUUUUAGAAAUUUUAAACUUAGAACACCAUAAUUUUAAUGAUGGAUGUCAUUUAUAUUUAAAUUUUAAUCCUGGUUUAAUUAAUAAUUAUAAAUAUCCAACAUGGGAAAUUAAAGAUUCCACAACAGAUUUAUUAUAUCCAAAUGAAUUAAAUUCAAAUAAAGCUCUGGAAGCUACAAAUUUAUUAACUAAAUCUUCAUUAAAUGCAUCAGAAUAUACAAAAUUGUAUAAUGAAAGUCAAUUCCCAGAAUUCCUUAAAACAUUGGAUAAAUUAAUUGAACCUAAACAAAUUGAAAAAACAUUAUAUCAAUCAAUCUUGAAAAAUUUCCAAAUUCAAUUAAAUCAAAAAUCAUUAACUUUUAAAGAAUUAUCUGAAAAAGAUAUCAAGAUUCAAACACUAAUUAAAAAUUGGGAUGAAUCAACACAUCGUGAGUUCCAAUUAAAUUUUAAACCAUAUAUAACAAAUUUUGAAAAAAAAAACCUAGAUUGGUGGAAAUUAUAUUAUAAAAAUGAUGAUAUUGAAACCAUUUUAACAAAUAUGUUGAAUCAAAAUUUCUUACCAAAUUCAAUUCAACAAAUUUCUUAUAUCCAGGGACAAAUUGAUUCAUUUAAUUCACAAACAACAAGUGAUCUUAAUGACAAUCCAUUGAUUUCAAUUAAACAAGAUAUUAUAAAUAAUGAAUUAAUCCCGAUACAAAAUCAAGUUACAAGAUUAUUAGGAUUCAAUUUCAUUGGAUUACAAUUACCCGUGGGGUUAGUUGCAAUUUCUGGAUGGUUUUGGUUUGGAUUUGAACCAUAUUCAAUGAUUUCCCUUGGAUCAUUAGGAUUAGUUCUUGGUUUUAAUAAUAUUUCUAAAAAAUGGUUGAACAUAAUAACAAAUUUUAAAUCUCAAUUAUUUGAAAAAAUUAGAAUUGCAAUAGGUGAAACAAAUUUAAAAUUAUAUAAAAAUUGGGAAUUAAAAUAUAAUUUUGAAAAGGGUAAAAUUGAAGAACGAAUUAAAUUAUUAAAAACAUUACAAGAAUAA
Molecule: messenger RNA, 1512 nt
Organism: Hansenula ciferrii
Lineage: Eukaryota; Fungi; Ascomycota; Saccharomycetes; Phaffomycetales; Wickerhamomycetaceae
Exons: 1
Coding region: 1-1512 (503 amino acids)
Source: RefSeq, a predicted model, not a curated record